Scophthalmus maximus (turbot) is the source of this 3195-nucleotide messenger RNA. RefSeq names its product dual specificity phosphatase 6 (gene dusp6). Gene Ontology annotation, molecular function: MAP kinase tyrosine/serine/threonine phosphatase activity; protein tyrosine/threonine phosphatase activity. Gene Ontology annotation, biological process: negative regulation of ERK1 and ERK2 cascade; protein dephosphorylation; positive regulation of apoptotic process. The transcript is spliced from 3 exons. Bases 613 to 1776 code for a protein of 387 amino acids. NCBI's taxonomy places the organism in Eukaryota, Metazoa, Chordata, Actinopteri, Pleuronectiformes, Scophthalmidae. The record is from RefSeq and is a predicted model, not a curated record. Gene Ontology annotation, cellular component: cytoplasm; cytosol.
GCAGCCUGGCGCCGCACGGAGCGCAUUGAGAGCCAGAGCCCGCAGCGCAGCAGACAAGAGAGAGAGAGAGAGAGAGAGAGACAGAGAGGGGAACAGGCGGCAUCGCAGGCACAAGUAGUCGGACAUAAACCCCGCGUGGUUCGCAAUCCAUAGCCACCGCCACCUGCGCGCAAACACACACACUACCCGUGUACCUUUCGAGAGGGGAAUCCGGAGGCAGCUCAUUACGCAAGAGCAGAGGAAGCAGCAGCAGCAGCAGCCUCGUCGCAGGGCCGGUGUGACUCAUUGAUAAAUAACACGGGCUCCCUCCGACCAGACGCAUGAAUGAGCGCCAGUGUGGACAACCCGCAGCCGGGACAUCUGUGAAGAGAGGGGAUCUGCGCCUGUAUCCAUCGACCCGUUUUUGGAUGACCCGCUGUGGACAUCUGGAGUUAGAGAAUUUUUUUUGACUUUGUUUGUGUGUUUUGGUUUUGCCGAGGGCCCCUGCAGGCAGCGCGGCGGACUGGGAAAGAGACAAUCCCAUUCAGAUUAUUCUGCUCGCUCGCCUCGUUGCGCAGGAAGCUCCCCCGAUUUACUCAACAACACUUCUUUUUUUUUAACUCCUGCCUAUAAAUGCUCGACAAGCUCAGGCCCGUCGUCCAGCUCGACUCGGUGAUGGCGAUCAGCAAGACGGUGGGCUGGCUCCGGGAGCAGCUGGAGGCGCGCCGCGACGGGCUGCUGGUGAUGGACUGCCGCGCGCAGGAGCUGUACGAGUCGUCGCACGUCGACACGGCGAUCAACGUGGCCAUACCCAGCCUGAUGCUGCGGCGGCUCAAGAAGGGCAACCUGCCCGUGCGCUCGCUGCUCUCCGACGGCGAGGACCGCGAGCGGUUCGCGCGGCGCUGCAGGACGGACACCAUCGUGCUGUACGACGAGUACAGCCGCGAGUGGAACGAGAACGUGGACGGCGGCUCCGUGCUGGGUCUGCUGCUGCGGAGGAUGAAGGACGAGGGCUACAAGGCCUACUACCUGGAGGGUGGCUUUAGCAAAUUCCAUACCGAGUACCCGACCCUGUGCGAGACCAACCUGGACGGCACCCCCAGCAGCGGCAGCAGCAGCAGCUCGCCCACCGCCCAGGUGCUGGGCCUCGGCGGCCUGCGCAUCAGCUCCGACUCGUCGGACAUCGAGUCGGACAUCGACCGCGACCCGAGCAGCGCCACGGACUCGGACGGCAGCCCGCUGUCCAACCCGCAGCCCUCGUUCCCGGUGGAGAUCCUGCCGCACCUGUACCUGGGCUGCGCCAAGGACUCCACCAACCUGGACGUGCUGGAGGAGUACGGCAUCAAGUACAUCCUCAACGUCACCCCCAACCUGCCCAACCUCUUCGAGAACGCUGGGGAGUUCAAGUACAAGCAGAUCCCCAUCUCUGACCACUGGAGCCAGAACCUCUCGCAGUUCUUCCCCGAGGCCAUCAGCUUCAUUGACGAAGCCAGAGGCCAGAAGUGCGGCGUCCUGGUCCACUGCCUUGCCGGCAUCAGCCGCUCAGUGACGGUGACCGUGGCCUACCUGAUGCAGAAGCUCAACCUGUCCAUGAACGACGCCUACGACAUUGUCAAGAUGAAAAAGUCCAACAUCUCGCCCAACUUCAAUUUCAUGGGCCAGCUCCUGGACUUUGAGCGCACGCUGGGCCUGAAGAGCCCGUGCGACAACCGCAUGGCGGCGCCGAGCCAGCCGCUCUACUUCACCACCCCGACCAACCACAACGUCUUCCAGCUGGACCCCCUGGAGUCAACGUGAGGGCCGCGCUCACCACCCCUCUCCUUGCUGGAGGUUUCGUUCGGCCUCCUGUUGGAAAAGCUGUAAAAAGUUUCUCUUUUUAACCGCCGUGUGCCGCGCAACCGGGCUCCUGACGUUAUUGUUACAGCCGGUUUGAGGCGACAGCUGCCGAGCGUGGUUACUGCGGGGCCGAAGCUGUUUGGCCAAGACGCAGCUGCUGUUGACUAAACGAGGGGGGGGCAGUAAAAGAGACAGAAAAGAGGAAGAGAGUCAUUUAAAGAAUGCAGAUACUUUCUCCAAUCCCAUAUUGCCGGUGGACUCCUGAGGUCGUUAAUCUCUGCUACCCUUCCGUCCGAGGAAACUAAAAGCGAUUUGUUGGGACAGCUGUACGUUAUGCUUCAAAGCUCCGAGGCUGGUGUGCCAAAGAUACAUGAUUGUUCCAACUGGACAGAUUUAAGAACUGUUUUUCCACAUUUGUUUUGGGGGUCUACCAAGACUCGAGGGAGCGUCGUCUCCUUUGUCUUCUGUGAAGACUUGCCUGUGUGGGGCUGAAGCACCCCGGCUUACGAUGGCACACACUAUACUGGACUCGAUUUUACAUUUGUGGAAUCUUUUCAAACAUUUAUACAUUGUGUAUAUAUCUUAAUAUAAAAACGGAUAAAUACGGUAAAAGCCUUGCUCUAGUAUAUGCCCUUUGCAACAAGUGGGUACUGAAGAUUCUCUUUGUUUCAUAUUCUACUUUUAUGUAAGCAAACAAACUGCAUAUUGAUCAGUACGUUUAAGUUUAUUAUGCCAAAAAUCAAGUAGGCUUUCCGAGAUUUAUGGAAAAUUGUGUACUUUAUGUGUAAUAUAUUUGAUAAUCGCUUUAUGUGUGAAUUCAGCCGACCGGCCUUGUUUUUGCACCCGCCCUCCCACCAUUUAAAGUCACCUUUGUUGUUUGCCUUACUUUUGUGCUCAGAAGGUUUCCAGUGCAUUAGCGUUCAGAGAACAUUUCUUCACUCUAUGGCAUCACAGUGUUUUGGUCUCUUUUUUUUACCACACAAAUGAAACCAAAUCUUAGCAGUUAAAAUAGCUGCAUUUUUUAUUUUGGCACCACAUGAAAGAUUGCUCGAGUAGUCAGAUUUGCCAACUGUGUUGUCUGGAUCUCUGAGGGUUAAUGUGAGCAAUCCCAAUCUGUGCACAGGGGUUCAGAUGUGGACAAAGCAGGAGGCCUUGCCUCUUCAGGGAAACCUCUGUGAAAUGCAGUUUUAAUUUGUCUAGAUGAGAGAAAAAGAAAUCUAGAGCUUUGGAGGGAUGUGUUGCCCCCUCCAAAGACAAGGCCUCUUUCCAGAGGAUGCCAUCAUGGUGACCUGUGACGUCUCCCGCACGCCACCCUCCACACGCCUCUCUUACGAAUGUAAAGAAAAGAUAAGUUAUUAAUAAAUUGCUAUUUUGUCUACA